Paramormyrops kingsleyae is the source of this 3314-nucleotide messenger RNA. It is a transcript of the gene pou3f1, whose product is annotated as POU class 3 homeobox 1. Gene Ontology annotation, biological process: brain development; regulation of transcription by RNA polymerase II. Gene Ontology annotation, molecular function: DNA-binding transcription factor activity, RNA polymerase II-specific; RNA polymerase II cis-regulatory region sequence-specific DNA binding. NCBI's taxonomy places the organism in Eukaryota, Metazoa, Chordata, Actinopteri, Osteoglossiformes, Mormyridae. The record is from RefSeq and is a predicted model, not a curated record. Gene Ontology annotation, cellular component: nucleus.
AGCGCUGCAAAAAGAUCUCUGUACUCCCCCACGUGGUUAUUUUCAAAACAACUCGGAUAAACCCGGAGAAACCCAAUUAUUCCUUACUGUUUCCCGGCCCCUUCUGCCUUACCUAGUUGGGGGGUGGAAACGGGGAAAACAAACACGGGGACGGCCAAUUGCGAGGAGCCGGGACCGGCGUGCCGUCAGCCAACCAAGCGGCCCGCAAGGGGGAAAGCGGAAUAUCGCGGCACAUGAGUUAGUAGGGAGCCAAUGCAAGCGAAGGGGAGGAGUGUCUUGUCGUUUUCGAGACCUCCCUGAGAAGAUUGUUGCAUUUUUGGCUCUAAAGCCCAGAGAUCUCCGAAGUGCCGUCAGUGUUCGAAGUAGAAGUCAUGGCUACAACAGCUCAGUAUAUUCCCCGGAAUAACUCUUUACCUUCCAAUCCACUCAUGCAUCCGGACUCGGAUAGGAUGCAUCAGGGGACAACUUACAGAGAGGUGCAGAAAAUGAUGCACCACGAGUAUUUGCAAGGACUUGCGGCGACGAACACUGGGCAUCCGAUGAGUCUGACGCACCACCAGUGGCUACCCACCUCCAGCACCGACUGGACCAGCGGAACCCACAUCGGGCAGCCUGAGCACAAUAAAUCAAGCGUUCAAGCUAGUCGAGAGGACCUGAACGGCGGCUUUCACCACAGGUCGCACCUGGUACACCAACAGACGCAGAACAGCCACCACGGGUCAUGGGCGCCGACCACGACUCACCACUUGUCCCCACUGUCUCCUGCCUCCAACGGCCACCAGUCUCUUGUCUACUCCCAGCCGGGCUACACGAAUCUAAACGCCAUGCUGAGCCCGCAGCCCUCAUCCCUGCACCACGGAAUGAGAGACCCACUCCACGAAGACGCAAGCAGUCACGACAACCAGAUGGAGUCCCCACAGCAGCCUUUUGGACACCACCAGGACCACUCGGACGAAGAUGCUCCCAGCUCCGAUGACCUGGAGCAGUUUGCUAAACAGUUCAAGCAGCGGCGGAUCAAACUGGGCUUCACGCAGGCGGACGUGGGCUUGGCGCUGGGAACCCUCUACGGUAACGUCUUCUCCCAAACGACCAUCUGCAGGUUCGAGGCGCUGCAGCUGAGUUUCAAGAACAUGUGCAAACUUAAGCCGCUACUUAACAAGUGGCUGGAGGAGACAGACUCCAACACCGGCAGUCCGACCAAUUUGGACAAGAUCGCCGCUCAGGGCAGGAAACGAAAGAAGAGGACCUCGAUUGAGGUCGGAGUGAAAGGAGCGCUGGAGAACCAUUUCUUAAAAUGCCCUAAACCCUCCGCCCACGAGAUCACCAGCUUAGCGGGAACUCUUCAGCUGGAAAAAGAAGUUGUCCGCGUUUGGUUUUGCAACAGAAGACAGAAAGAGAAACGGAUGACCCCGGUCGGGGUACCUCACCCGAGUAUGGAGGAUGUAUACUCACAGGCAGACACCCCCCCGCUACACCAUACGCUACAGAGUCCUGUCCAGUGACUACUUUAAUGAACUAGUCUAUUAUUUAAAAGAGAAAAAUAAUUACAAAAGGGACUGUGGAAUUUACAGUAUUUUAUUUUGCUUUCGUUUUCUUAAAAAAAAAGAAAAAAAGAAAGACAUAUGGCAAGUGAUUGGUCGCCGGUAACCGAAGAUUAUGGUACAAAACAUGUAGGCGUGCUGGAAUUUUUUGUUCGUUUUAAUAGGUUUAUUUCUAUGAAAAAAAAAUCCACGUGCAUUUAAAUAAAUCAAAGAUUUUAUGUACCAAAAUGUCGAGGAGGAUGAGUAAGAAAAAUAACAUAUAGGCAAAUGAACCUUCGUGCUAUUGAAAGAGAGAUCGCAGGCCGUUUGUGCUUUAACUGCUGAAGCGCACUUCACGAGCUAUUUCCGAAAGAAAUCUCCAUAAAACUCGGCCUUUUCACUAAAUAGCGUCACGUUUUUCCUGUUUUUUUUUUCCUGGUUAACCGGAUCUAUUAUUAUUAUUAAUUAUUAUUGUUAUUGAUUUCGUUUACGUAUAACUUGUGAUGUAUUGCUUUUCGAGUAUCCUAGCAUCAGUGUCUCUACUGUACUGCAGAACUAAAAUUAUGUCAUUUUUGUUUAUUUCUAUUAAUUAUAAUGCUAUAUAACACAGCAUAAAACAACCUUUACUCCCCGAGUCGACAAUGGGGGAGAAUCGUGAGCGGGAUGGGGGUCAUAUUUUUGAGGGAAAGCGUGACAACACUGGCAAAACAGUGACACUUUCGUCGAAGGCAUUUCUGUACGGAUAUCGCCUGCUGGCAAAGCGACAGAAAUCAGGCUUAGUGACGGCAGUGGCCAAACCUGCAUAUAGAAGCACACAUCACACAGAACAACAUACGGAUUGUUCAACUUUUGUCUAUUUUUUCCCUUUAUUUUGCGUGUAGCACUUAUUUUUUAACGUCACGGUGUUGUUGCUGUUAUACGUUAAUUAGUUAUUCUUUAUCGUGAACGAAUUUCUUCUCAGUUGUGCAAAAAUGUUCGUGUUUACAGUUUCAAAGAGUAGUUGACGCUGUCAAGUAAAUCGCUGACCAUCAUACAAUUACAAUAGAAUAUUGUAAAAGUGAUUAGUGAAACACAACAGAAAGAAUGUUAAGUCUCAGGUAACAUUCACCCCAGCUCGACCUUUCGCUGUAUUAUGUAAAAAAUGAUCGACUUAUCAUAUUACUAUAAGUAAAAAGGCUAUCCCCUUGGUUUAAAUAAAACUAUAUCAUAUUCAGCACAUGCAGAUAACAUCGGAAAAUGCUCAUAGCAAGGUAAUGAAGGCAGGUUUUUCAGAUAUGUUUAUCAUUUUUGCGUUCGAAACAGACAUAUUUGUCUGUAGUGUGUUUUACCGCUAAAUGUUGGGCAGAUUUGAACAGACAGACCCACGGCAGAUUCAUUCCGCAGCGUUACCCGAUACAACGCGAUACUACUACUUUUUAUGAAACGCAUUUUAAGAUACUGUUGCCAGGAUUAUUUCCAAUAUGUAAAUAUGUCGAAUAUGUAAACUUAUGAAUUUGUUUUGAUUUUUCUUUUUCUUUCUGGGCAGUUUUGUACACUUACUAAUUCCGAAAAGAUAUUUUAAUAUGAUUUCAUUUAUGAAUUUGCCGUUUAUAAAUAUAUACAUAUAUAUUUAUUUCCUAAAUGUGUUUUGGAGCUUUUGUUUAGCUCUUUAAUAAUUAUGUUGCAGUGAAUUACAAAAUGUUUUGUUUACUACAUUGGUUGUAUGUUGAUUGCAAAAUGUAGACUGCAAAGUCACAUUGAUAUUUAUGUUUUAGUAAUAUUUUAUUACUUACAUAAAACGCAUAUACACGAAAA